AUGAGGAUCUUGCUUUACGUCUUUGGCGUCCUCGCCUUGUUCUCUCUAACUCCUCAAGCCAGCUCAUUCUCUAACACUGGAUGUCGUUCUGGACACUACAGUUGCAGAAUGAAGUGCAACGAGAAUGAAUAUGCGAUUCAGUACUGUGCUGACUGGAGCAUCUGCUGCAGGGUGAAGAACAUGAAAAUGAAGAGAAAAAGGAAGUGGUGA
Messenger RNA from Nycticebus coucang (slow loris), 210 nucleotides. It is a transcript of the gene DEFB131B, whose product is annotated as defensin beta 131B. The transcript has 2 exons. Gene Ontology annotation, biological process: innate immune response. Lineage: Eukaryota; Metazoa; Chordata; Mammalia; Primates; Lorisidae. Gene Ontology annotation, cellular component: extracellular region. The coding region runs from base 1 to 210 and encodes 69 amino acids. The record is from RefSeq and is a predicted model, not a curated record.